This is a messenger RNA of Alternaria triticimaculans, 1593 nucleotides long. RefSeq lists its product as uncharacterized. The record is from RefSeq and is a predicted model, not a curated record. Lineage: Eukaryota; Fungi; Ascomycota; Dothideomycetes; Pleosporales; Pleosporaceae. Gene Ontology annotation, cellular component: cytoplasm. The transcript has 2 exons. Gene Ontology annotation, molecular function: oxidoreductase activity. The coding region runs from base 1 to 1593 and encodes 530 amino acids.
AUGGGCGGAGUUCUCUCAAUUCUGCGAAACACAGCCAAGGCUCUCAUCGCAGCAGCUUCUCUCCUAAGAGCUUUGUCAGCCGAGUUCGAUCAAGCUCUGAAGCGUGCAUCACAACCCCCGGGUCUUCCGGUCCCCAAGCCAUCCGAAACUUACUGGCUCAGCGACCCUCCACACCCUGCACUAUGCGACGCAAGUUCGUCCAAAUUGCCGGAAACUGUGGAUGGGGCCAUCAUCGGUUCCGGGAUAGCUGGCGCUGCUGUCGCGCGGUCAUUAUUACACGAGCGACGCCGUCGCAAUAUCCGCACUACUGAGAAAGUGGUGGUCCUCGAAGCUCGACAGCUAUGCAGCGGUGCAACUGCUCGGAAUGGCGGCCACAUCAAACCUUCAGUGUACGAAAGCUUCUCUCGAUUCAGCAAGCUGUUGCCAAAAGACCGUGCCGCUGCUCUAGCGCGCUUUCAGCUUCUGCACGUCAAGUACUUAACAGAAUUAUGUGAGGGCGAAGGCAUUGAGUCUGCCGAAGCUCGAAAGGUCGAGACUGUGGACUUUUUUCUGGAUGACGAAAGUUUCUCCAAGGCUGUCGCCGAUGUUGAAGAGUUGAAGAAAUGGUUGCCUGAGGUCGAGAUUACGGUGUGGAAAGGUGAUGAAGUUCAGAAGAAAUUCGGUGUCAACAACAGCGUCGUCGGCGCUUUGUCCUACCAAGCAGGCGCUAUAUGGGCGUACCGAUUCGUUGCAUCUAUCUGGAAUAAUCUUCUCAACGAUUAUCAUGAUACGCUCUCUAUCGAGACAAACACUCCCGUAGAGUCAAUCAGCAUCAUAGACACGGCGCCUGAAGACUUCCCAUACGCUGCACAAACUGCCCGAGGAACCAUAUUCGCUCGCCAUAUAGUCCACGCUACGAACAGCUUCGCGAGUCAUCUUGUCCCAGGUCUUCGCAGUAAGAUUGUAGGCGCAAGAGCCCACAUGUCUGCACAGCAACCAGGACAAACAUUCCCGUACGCUGACGGCAUGCACUCAUGGAGUGUAGUCUACGGCGAGGGUUUCGACUACGUCACACAACGACCACCAGCCACCAGUGGUCCCAAAGGAGAUCUGAUGAUCGGAGGCGGCUUCGUGCGAUCGCUGAAACAAGGUAUCGAUCAAGUCGGGCGGUAUGACGACGGUCCCUCACUCGACCCUUUGACCGCCGCACACAUCACGGGUAUCUUUCCGGCAGUGUUUCAUCCCAAAUGGGGUGCUGGUGCUGAGUCGAAGCAAAUGUGGUCUGGUAUCAUUGGCCUGACUGGCGACUACAUGCCCUUCGUCGGUCGCUUGGAUGCAAAGUUGACUGGGCGAGAUGCCAAGACACGAGAACGCGUGGCGCCUAACAAGAACUCAUGUGGAGAGUGGAUUGCGGCGGGCUUCUCGGGAGAGGGCAUGGUGUGGGCCUGGCUUUCGGGUGCUGCUCUUGGUAUCAUGAUUGCUGGUAGUGAAGAAGAGGACUUGCCUGAAGCUCCGGGGAGACCGGGUGGCAAGUUAUCGGAAUGGUUUCCGAAAGAGCUCUUGGUGUCAAAGGAGAGGAUGCGCAGCGCUGAUGUUAGUAAUUUGGCCAAUUAG